This is a messenger RNA of Bacillus rossius redtenbacheri, 12813 nucleotides long. RefSeq names its product NFX1-type zinc finger-containing protein 1-like. The transcript is spliced from 16 exons. NCBI's taxonomy places the organism in Eukaryota, Metazoa, Arthropoda, Insecta, Phasmatodea, Bacillidae. Gene Ontology annotation, cellular component: nuclear RNA-directed RNA polymerase complex; nucleus. Gene Ontology annotation, biological process: regulatory ncRNA-mediated heterochromatin formation. The coding region runs from base 3035 to 9580 and encodes 2181 amino acids. The record is from RefSeq and is a predicted model, not a curated record. Gene Ontology annotation, molecular function: zinc ion binding; helicase activity.
AGACUGCUAAAUACUCAGGUAAAGCCAGUAACAUCUUUUAAAUGACUAAUAAUGGAAAUUUGUGUUUAAAUUCGUGGCUGUACUGAUUUCCAUGCUGCUGCACAACAAUGUUCUUUAUCUAUGUGUUUUUUUUAUAUAACUGGAUAUUUAAUGAGGCUCUUGUUUAAUCAUGACUUGUGUAGCCUAUAUUUGUUUUUGACACUUUACUUUAGAGUAGGUAGUAUGCAAUUUUGCAGUUUGAAAAUACUGAGCCAAUUAAUUGCUGGCCUUGCAGAGUGAUAUAAAAGUUAUUGUUUAUUCCAAAACUCCUCUAAGAAUGGCUGAGUUUGUCCAUUUCACUAAACAGUACUGUUUAGGUUAUGUUAGGUUAGGUUUAGUGGUUGCAGUCUGUGUUGUGUUUUAUUUCGUCAUGACUAAUCAUGAUAAAAAGAUAAAUGGGGUAGUGUUUUCAGUGAAGUGUUGUAAUCCUUUCAAACAAAAAGGACAUAAUCAGUCAGGUAAGCUGAGAAAUGUAACUAAUUGGAUGUGUUCCUUGGGAUUUGAAGAUGUGGAAGGAAUGAAAAUUUGUGAUAGGUGUAGAAUAAAACUGAACAAGCAGUUUAAAAAAUGUUUAGAAUCAAACUAUGAAAGCAGUAAUGAUUAGGACGUUGUAAUGUCAGAUAGUAGUAGUAAACAUGACAGUAAUUAUAUAGAUACUGAUUCUUCAUUAGAGUUUUAAAAUAAAUCAUUGGAGCUGGUAGGAGAAUCCCCGAUCAAGAAACAGAAACUUAAAAGUCAUUCUUACACUAAACAAAAACUAGAACAAGUCAAAGCAACAUUUGAGAAGACAUUAAUUGGGCCUCAAACAGAAUGUUAUACUGAAAAAUCACAAAAUGAAAAGGAUUAAUCUGAGAUUAUUAGUCAGUUAAAACUAAAGUUUUCUCAACUCACUAGUAGAAGUGAAAAAAUGAUGCUUCUAUCAGUAUUGCCUCAAAGCUGGACUCGAAAAAGAAUUGUAAAUGAGUUUGGAGUUAGCGAUUAUGUGGCUAGAGCCGUGAAGAAACUAGUGAAAGAAAAAGGUUGUCUCUCAAGCCCCAACCCUAAACCAGGGAAAACAUUAAUUCUAGAAACAGUUCAGCUUGUCACCAAUUUUUAUAACAGGGAUGAUAGCAGCAGGAUGAUGCCUGAAAAGAAAGAUGUUGUUGCAGUUUGGAAGGACGGAGACCAAAAAACUCACCUGCAAAAGCGGCUGAUUUUGACAAAUCUUAAUGGAAUGUAUAAUGUGUUUAAAGGUGAAUACCCAACAAAUUGUAUUGGCUUUUCAAAAUUUUGCGAGUUGAGGCCACAAAACUGCAUUUUAGCCGGGAAGAGUGGAACCCAUACAGUUUGUGUGUGCCUUAUUCAUCAAAAUGUCAAGUUGAUGAUGACUGCGUCCAAACUGAACAACUUUGUAUUAGAUGGAGAUGAAGAAACAUUGCAAAAUUACCAGAACUGCUUGUACAAAAUCACGUGUAAUCCUCCAUCACCUGAUUGUUAUUUCAGUAUUUGUAAAGAAUGCCCUGGGACAGAAAAACUGAAAAAUUUUCUGAUCCUUAAGUUUGAAGAUGAAAUGGUUGAUCAAAUAACAUACAAACAAUGGUUGUCUGCAGACAGAUCCACAUUAGAGACACUCAUCAAAGAUAAAGAUGAAUUUAUAGAAGAUUUUAUUGGAGCGUUGUUAAAAUUGAAAACCCACUCAUUCAUUUCUCUUGUGCAGAAGCAGUUUUAUAAUGAAACCAAAUCAAACUUGAAAGAAGGAUAAGUCCUUGUUACGUGUGACUUCGCUGAAAAUUAUUCUUUUGUACUACAGGAUGAAGUGCAGUCUUACCAUUGGACUAACAGCCAAGCAACAAUUCAUCCCUUUGUAGUUUACUACAAAGAUAGUGGUGCAGUAAAACACCUAAAUUAUGUCAUCAUUUCUGAAUGUUUAAUCCACAAUACUGUAGCAUUCAACCUCUUCCAAACAAAUAUGAUAGCUGUGUUAAAAGAAACUAUUUUUGAUUUGAAAAAAAUUAUUUACUUCUCGAAUGGGUCAAUACAAAAACCAAAAUUUUUUUUAAAUCUCUGUCUACAUAAAAAAGAUUUUGGAAUCUAAGCUGAGUGGCAUUUAUUUGCCACAUCACAUUGAGAAAAGUGCUUGCGAUGGUCUUGGAGGCACUGUGAAAAGACUUGCAACUAAAGCUAUUUACAGAGACCAUAUACUUAAUGAACAAAUCAUGACACCACUGCAGCUGUAUGAUUUUGCAAGAAGUAACAUUUCAGGAAUAAAAUUUGAGUACUGCACCAUUGAUGAACAUAAUGAGAACCAAAAAAGAUUGUCAGAAUGUUUUGAGGGCACAAAGACUGUCAAAGGAACACACAAAAUCCAUGCUAUAAUACCUAUAUCUGAAUCACAAAUGGAAUCAAAGCUGUAUUCUUUAAGUACAGAGAAAAAAAUAGAAGCUCCUGUAUCACCAGAAGGCAUGUCCCCAAUGUUGGAAGAUGUAAAAUCUGGUUUUGUUACUGUGAAAUACGAUAACUUUUGGUGGCUUGCAUGUAUAUUGGCAAAAAAUGAGAAUAAUGAAGUUAAAGUCAGUCUUUUACAUCCCAAAGGACCUGCUGCUUCCUUUUUUUUUAUCCAACACCAAGAGCCUAUAUACUAGUCAUUAGAACUGAAGAUCUUCUUAAAAAGGUUGAACCUUGUACAGCAACUGAGAGAACUUAUACACUCACUAAAGAAGAGAUUGUGGAGACAUCACGCCUGCUUGAACGAAGUAUGCCACAACCUAAGUGAAAACUGUAAAUAAUUAAAUAUAUACUAAACAGAUUUUUUUCAUAAGCAAUUAUAUGUUUUGUCAGUUAUAACUUAGGCUACAUCCUUUCAGCAAGAUCAUGUGCUUUGAACUUAGGCUACAUCUGUUCAGCAAGAUCACGUGCUUUGUAUUAUCAUAUUGAUAAAAUGUUUAAUCAAAGAGCACUGUGGGAUGAAUGUAAGGUAAUAGGUGAUACGCAAUAGGAGGGUGGCUUUCCUUCAGCAAUGAGUUUAACAGAUGAACUGUUUUCUGUUUUGGAGUCGAAGGAAACGGACAGCAGAAAAAGCAACAGUGACGCUAGAAGGUCAAAAAGCAGUCCCAGGACACACAGUUAUCUGACCGAGGACACGCAUCGCACUAGCAGCAGCAGCCGCCUUGCGCAGCCGGGAGGAAGUGGUCAAGACCGCAGCAGGCAUGAAGACGCGCGCGGUGCCGGCCGUUACGAUCGGGAUGAUCACGGACACAGAAAGCGCGACGAUGCAGGUGACGGUCUGCCGAUUGAUGGUGGGGCUGUCGGUAGACGCUACGAGCGGAGGAGUGGCAGCCUUUCCAGCCAGAGGGAACCACCCCUCCCCGCCAGAGACGGCCAGUACGUGAAAAGUGACAGGAGUGAAGACCUACGGGGCAGCAAACCUGAUCCCCGGUCGAGCAGAUUCCACGACGAACCCGGCUGGCAGCCCGGCAGGAGUAGCCAGCAUCUUGCCGACGAGCGUAGGAAAAACGGCUACGCAGCUGAAGGUGGACGCGGCAGUACAAAAGACUACUCUGUUUCUGAUGAUGCUCAUAAAUUUGAUGAUAAAAGCAAGAGAGAUUCUUAUGAAGCAGCUAAAGAUUUGCCGAAAAAGAAUACUCUGCCGGAUAAGAAAUACGUUGAAAGAUGUGCAAAGAAUUACAACGAUGGAUCAGAACCUAAUAGAAAUGGUUCAUAUGAGAAUGAUACAAGAAAGUCUGCCAAAAAAUAUUCAAAAGGAAAUGACAAUAAUGAUGAAGUACCAUAUAGAAUUAUUAAUUACAGAAAAUUAGAAGAAAUUGUGAAUGGCAACCCUGUUGAACUGGUGGUUUCUCUAGCCAACAGACACUCGGGCUUUGAAAACAAGCUCAGGGAAAAAUUGUCACCAGACUUUAUCAUGCUUAUAAUGAAAGCAUUGGCUAAGAUUUGCAAAGCAGAAUUCCAUGAGAACAAAGUUGGGAUUUUGUCUCAUGCGUGCGAGGCAGAUUUUCUUAAUCAAGUUGCAGAUUACCUAAUGAAGCUACCAUUUGAAACGGAUGAGAAUCGUCGGUCCAGAAUCGACGAGUUUUUGUUCGACAUCCUUACAUUUUGUAAGACCACAAUGGAUUUGUUGCCCGACAAGGCAUGCGAUAAGCUUCCGAAUAUGCUGGAUACCACGGAGCGUGCAAUGAGGUGUGUUGAAGCGUGUCUAGCGAAAAAGUUUCCUGAUGCUCUUAAUGAAGGUUUUGUGGAUCUCGAUUGUCGUCUGAAAGUGCGAAUUGGUGAAAGAGAAAUGAAGCAUAAGAAAGCUACCUCUGAUAAUGCAGGACAAGAUCAGAAGCCUCCACCUGAUGAUUUUAGAGAAAUUAGCAUAUAUCCUACGCCAAGAGAUAUUUUGAACUCCGAUGCUACGUUUAUCCGGCCAAAUAUCGUAAAGGGUGCGUACAGUAGUGUAGAUCACUAUCUUGAUGUUCAGUUCAGGUUGCUUAGAGAAGACUUUGUUUGUCCUCUGAGGGAAGGUAUAACUGACUACAUGAGUAAAACAUUGGUUGAGGGUAAGCGAAAGAAGCGUAUCAACAACGUAAGAAUAUACCGCAAAGUUAACUUCAUUGCUCCGAAGGUGGUGAAUGAUGUGGUUGGACUAGAAGUUUGUUUUGAUUCCAGUGAUCGUUGCUCAAAAGUUAAUUGGGAACAUAACAAACGGUUUAUGUUUGGUUCUUUACUGUGUUUUACGAACGAUAACUUUGCUAAUAUAUUUUUUGGCACUAUUGUUGAGCGUAAAGUGGAAAGCUUGAAAAAAGGACUAAUAGUAGUAGAACUGAGAGAUGUUGACCACAUUAAUGACAGAACUUUUUAUUCGGAUUUCAUCAUGGCCGAAAGCGAAGUCUACUUCGAGCCGUAUUUCCAUGUCCUGAAAGCCCUGCAGAAGCUUCAGGCCAGAACAUUUCCCAUGAGACAGUACAUUGUAGACGUGGACGUCAGAAGCGCUGCACCAGUUUACAUUCAGAAUCAACCGAAUUUCCAGUACAACAUCGAUGGUCACAACGUUUCAGUUCUCGACGAUCUGACAUGGCCAUCUGCAGAGCAAUUGCACCUCGAUGACUCACAGUACGUUGCUUUCAAGUCAGCCCUCACCAAAGAGUUUGUAGUGAUUCAGGGCCCUCCUGGGACGGGGAAAACGUACAUAGGGCUGAAGAUCACAGAGGUGUUGUUAAAAAACUCGCCCAUUUGGAAUGCAAGUAACAAACCGAUACUGGUAGUGUGUUACACGAAUCAUGCUCUCGAUCAGUUUUUGGAAGGCAUUCUGAAAUAUACCAGUGAAAUUGUUCGUGCCGGAGGGCAGUCAAAAAGUGAAACUUUGACACAGUUCAACUUGAGGGAGCGUCGCAGGAAAAACGUACGCAGUGCGGAUGUGUCGCUGUUGAUGCGAGACAUCCACAGCAACGUGUCCCACAAGAUGGCUGACAUAAAGCUCAUUCAACUGGACUUGGAGUCCAUCAACAGUGGAAAAGGAAUCAUUUCAUUGCACACUUUAAAAGCAGGAGGCAUUUCCAGUGGUCACCUUUCAUGUUUUUUCACUAAUGAUGGUAAAAUUGACGAUGAUGUAUUUAUCGAGUGGCUGGAGAUUGGAAUGCAGUAUUGUGACGAGCCCGAGUUUCACAAUGCAGAGCGGUCGGAAGGUGGGAGUGCAGAAAGGGUGGACACUGAUGCCCCAGAGCUCGAAGGGGAUCCCAAUGAAGGCGUCUGGCAGAAUGCCUUGUACAAUCCCAUAGACUUCGCCCUCGACGAUUUGAACAUCACCACUCACGUCAAGUUUGCCUUUCUUUUCGACACGCUCAGGGGCGACAUUGCAAAGUUGCACCAGAAACGGGCCACGUUGGAAAAUUUGCCGGACCCGGCGGUCAGGAAGGCAUGUUUCCAGCUUGAUCGCGAGAUCCGGGAGUACCACAAGUGCCUGAAUUAUUGGCAGAACUGCGUGCAGAGCAGUGGUCGCUGUGACAGGGAAGCGGCCGAGAGCUUGCUCCGCGGCGCGAACUUGUGGCAGCUGUCGCCCAAUGAACGCUGGACCAUCUACAGCUACUGGGUCAGUAACCUGAAGAGACGGAUGCUUGGUGAUUUAAGGGUCCUGGAGCGUGAACUGCGUGUGAGCGCGAAGCGGUACGAAGAAGUGAAGCAGAUCGGAGACCUGCACGUGAUGAAAAACGCUCUGGUGAUCGGCAUGACUACAACGGGAGCCGCUCGUCUGCAGCCGUUGCUCCAGGCUCUGAAGCCGAGGAUUGUUAUUGUGGAGGAGGCUGCAGAAGUCUUGGAAUCUCACAUUGUGGUGUCGUUGACAAGUGAAUGCCAACACCUGAUACUUAUUGGGGAUCACAAGCAGUUGCGGCCCAGCGCGGCCGUGUUCAAGCUCGCCAGGGAGUACAAGCUGGAGGUGUCGCUGUUCGAGCGCAUGCUGGCCAACGGGAUGCACUGCGAGACCCUGAAGGUGCAGCACCGCAUGCGGCCCGAGAUCGCCCAGCUCAUCGUGCCGGCCGUCUACCCGGAGCUGCGCAACCACGAGUCCGUGGGCGCGUACGAGCACGUGCAGGGCACCACCAAGAGCCUGUUCUUCGUGGCCCACAACCACCCGGAGGAGGAGGUGGAGGACUCUCAGUCCCGCAGGAACAUCCACGAAGCCAAGUUCCUGGUCGCGCUGGCCAGGCACCUGGUGCUGCAGGGCUACUCCCCAGAGGAGAUCACCGUCCUCACCACGUACAAGGGGCAGAUGUUCUUGCUGCGCAGCGAAUCACGAGGUUACUCAUGUCUAAAGGGACUAACGAUUACUGUUGUUGAUAACUAUCAAGGAGAAGAGAAUGAUAUAGUCUUGCUGUCGCUGGUGCGUAGCAACAAAGAUGCAGUCAUUGGAUUUCUGAAAACUGAGAACCGAGUUUGUGUGGCAUUGUCAAGGGCUAAGAAAGGCUUUUUCAUCAUUGGCAACCUGGACAACCUGACGAGGAGCAGCGUCAUCUGGCCCAAGGUCAAGGAGACGCUGGAGCGGCAGGAGGCCGUCGGCAGCCACCUCACGCUGCGCUGCCAGCUGCACACCGCGCAGUUCACGCGCGUGGCCAGCGCGGAGGACUUCCACGCCGUGCCGGAGGGCGGCUGCUGCCUGCCGUGCGGCGCCGAGAUGGGCUGCGGCCACGUCUGCCUCAGCGUGUGCCACGUGCUCAACCGCGAGCACACGGACUACAAGUGCCUGGAGCCGUGCCGCAGGGCGCCGGAGAACUGCCCCGUGGGGCACCCGUGCCUGAAACCGUGCUGGCAGGUGUGCGGGAUGUGCAUGACCAAACUGGAGAAGGCCCUGCCGUGCGGUCACAUGCUGGAGCUGCCGUGCCACGUGGACCCCGAGAAACACAAGUGCCGGGAGACGGUCACCGCCGUGCUGCCCGACUGCGAGCACGAGGUGGAGAAGCCGUGCCACGCGGACCCGGAGCGCUUCCCGUGCCCGCGGCCGUGCGAGGACCGCCUGCCGUGCGGCCACAGCUGCGAGGGGACCUGCCACGUCCGCACGGACCCCGACCACACCCAGUUCAAGUGCUACAAGCCGUGCUCGCGGAAGAACACCGGCUGCAAGGCGGACCACCCGUGCAAGAAGCAGUGCUAUCAGGAGUGCGCGGACUGCGACGUCCUGGUGGAGAAGCAGCUUCCCGGGUGCAGCCACAAGCACACCAUGAAAUGCUGCACGGACCCGUCCUCCGUCACGUGCCAGCGCCGGUGCCAGCGAGUGCUGGACUGUGGCCACCCCUGCCCGAAGAAGUGCUUCGAGACCUGCGGGGGCUGCCCCGUCAAGGUGAAGAAGGCCAUACUGUCGUGUGGUCACGACGUGGAGCUGGAGUGCUGGCAGCCGGCGGUCCCCAGCGCCUGCAGGAAGCUCUGCGAGAAGCUGCUUCCGUGCGGCCACGCCUGCACGGAGCGCUGCUCCGCCCCGUGCACCCCUCGGUGCCUGGAGCCCGUGCCCGGCAGGGUGAGGCCGGCGUGCAACCACGCCGUAGAGGUGCCCUGCUUCCAGAAGGACGAGGACCUGGACCCUCACUCGGACUACCUGCUGUCACGCUGCGCGGUGCCGUGCGGCACGGUGCUGGAGUGUGGCCACCCGUGCCACGGGACGUGCGGCCAGUGCCUGCAGGGACGCGUGCACAUGGCAUGCCUCGAGGAGUGCGGCAAGCCCCUGAUCUGCGGCCACCGGUGUUGGGUACCCUGCUCCGUGAGCUGCCCUCCUUGCAACAGGAAGUGCAACAUGUUCCGGUGUCGCCAUUCUCGCUGCAGCAACAAGUGUGGGGAAGCCUGUACACCAUGCACCGAGCAGUGCGGCUGGAGGUGCGAGCACAUGCGCUGCACCAGGAAGUGCCACGAGAUAUGCAACAGAGAGCCGUGCACGGAGCCGUGCAGGAAGGUCCUGGAGUGCGGCCACGCCUGCAUCGGCUUCUGCGGGGAGCCGUGCCCUCCGCUGUGCCGGGUGUGCGACGCGGAGGAGGUCACCACCAUAUUCUUCGGCACCGAGCAAGAAGAGGAUGCCAGGUUCGUCUACCUGGAGGACUGCCGCCACGUGCUGGAGUCGGAAGGCCUGGAGCAGUGGAUGCAGCAGUCCGACUCGGAGAUCAAGAUGAAGGUGUGCCCCGUAUGCACGACGCCCAUCACCAAGACCCAGCGCUACAUGAACGUGGUGAAGAGGGUCUACGAGGACGUGAGCAAGGUCAAGCGGAAGGUCUACGGCGACCUGAAGGCCUUCUGCAGCAAGAGGAACGAGCUCUCCGGCCAGUUGAAGGCGACCGUCACCCUCAUCGGCCCGGUCUUGAAGAAAGAUCAUCUGAAGUUGUUCAGCCGUGUCUACGCGAAGCUGAACAACGAGCUGAACGGAGUCCGAAAGAAACGGAGGGGCACGCACAGCAGUGCAGACAUGGCGGCGGUCCAGAUCCAGGUCCAAGUGCUCGGCGACAUGGCCAAGACAGUCAAAGGGGCGGCGAAAGCCCUGGACGCGAGAUCGAAGGAGAAGCUGUCCGACUGCCUGCACGUGCUGCUGAGGGUUCUGGACUCGCGCGGGCGCAAGGUCAGCGACCAGGAAGUGGAGGACGUGAAUCGGGAGCUGAAGCGGCUGUACAGGAUCUCCCAGCUCCUGGUCCUGGAGAGCGAGCCGGCCUUCGCCGCCGGCACCGGCGGCGAGAGCGUGGCGGCGGCCCACGGGAGAGCCAGCGAGCUGGCGAGGUCCAUCGAGAAGUACACCGGCCUGCAGGACGAGAAGCUCAAGGUCGCGCUGGAGGACCUGAAGAAGGCCCUGAAGAGCUCGGCGAAGCUGACGGACAAGGAGCGCCGGGAGAUCGUCAAGGCCAUGGGUCUGAAGCAGGGUCACUGGUACAAGUGCCCGAACGGUCACCCGUACGUCAUCACGGAGUGUGGCGGUGCCAUGCAGGUUGGGAAGUGCAACGAAUGUGGGGCGGAUAUCGGAGGUCAGCGACACACGUUGUUGCCCAGCAACGCAGUCGCCUCCGAGAUGGAUGGCGCUACACGUCCAGCAUGGCCGAGAUAACUUGUCCCACAAGUAAUAACCAUCAGCUAGUUACUGUUUAUAGUUUUACGUACCAUAUUUGUGGGUACAUGAAUAGUGUUGUAAUGAGAUAUUUGCUACCACCCUUUCUUGUGCAAGGUGCCAAAUAUGACUUGACUGCACUUUUGCAGAUACAUAUUAAUAUUAUUUUAAUUUUUAUAUCACACUAAAGUUGUGAAAGAUAUAUACAGUUGUUAUCCGUGUGUGGUUUGCGAAUUUUAUGCUGAUAAUUGGGUUUAAUUAGACAUACUACGACCCAUAUGCGAUUUUCCAUUUUGGGUAAAAAAAGAAAUAUUAACCUUGUACUGUUGUGGUUGAUGACUGGGUGCUUAAGUAACUAGCCUACGAGUAAAUAUAAAUUGUUCAUUAAAAUAUCUCGGCAGUGCGUGUACAGCAUCAUGAACUCGCUGCCAGGCUAUGUCUGCCGCCUGUCGGGACAGCUCCCCGGAGGGCACGGGUAAGUGAUGUGGCUGCCGCUGGACUUGUUCUCGGCAAGAGCGCCAGAGAGUGAGAAAUAAGUGGGGGUGUGCACGUGUGUGCGUAUGUUUGAGUGUGACCAUGUAGCAGUGUUUUAUGGUUCUCCCUCCCUCUCUCUCUAUACUCCUUGUUUGUAACUGGCACCCCCCGUACACACACAAUUGUGUCGUUUCUUUCUUGACAUGUUUUAUUUUAUUUUAUUUUUAUUUAUUUUUUAGGAACUGUGUCCAAUUUUUUUUUUGCGAGAAAUUUUCUAUACUUUUACUGUAACAUUUCAUUCGUGACAAAACUGCUGUAAGGUUUUUUUUUUUUUUUUUUUAAGGAACUGACAAAAAAACUUGACAAGGAAAUAGUGUACUGUUUUUUCUAACUAUUUCCUUCAUGUAAUCAGAAUUUUCAUAACGCUGGAAAAUUGUUGUAGCCCCCUCAGCAAAGAAGUUUCACUUCAAAAAUAAACAAUAAACGGGGAAGGGAAAAAUGGGUGUAAAAAAAUGUAUUUGUUUCUUUUUUUUAUUAUGAUGUUGCAUGUGUGUGGGGGAGGAAGAGUAAAGGAUGAAGAGGGAGAAACGAAGGACGCUAGUGCCUUGUUUCUUAUGCGGCAAUAAGCCAAGUCAUGGACUGUAAAGACUUCACUUGUAUUCUACUUUCUACAGCAGACAGAUGUAUGGUGCGAUCUAUAUUUGAGGGCGACCCUUAUAGUGAAAAUGUUAGAAUUUUUUUUUUUUUUCACCCAAAAUUAAUGGUGCAACUCUCACGCAGGGGUAAAUAGGAUAAUGAUGGUUAAACCUAUAUAUUGUUUUAAUAGUUUUAUUUUUAGUUCAGUUUGUUUUAAAAUGCAAGUAAUUGGCAUUAGUAAAGUAAAACUUAGUUUAUUUGAGCUCAUUUUAUUCUGAAAUACCAUAUUAAUCAAACACUCUCAUACCCGAAAUGUGAGAUUGGGUGGUUACAACAUUAAAAAAAUUGUGUGAUUUGACACACAAUUUCCUUUAACGUUUAGAUAGUAUAAAACUAGUUUUUAAAUACAAGAAUGUAUGUAAUCUAAUGGUGCAGUGUUAAAUAUCUCGACCUUUGCAUUUUAGUGUUUUAGAUAUUUUUUUAACUAUAUGUAUUUUUUACAGUGCUUGACAAAAAAUAACAUCCUCGGAUGCUGCACACGUUUGUUUCAUUUCCAAGCCCCUUGUCAUUCUUUUGGGUCGUUCUUACGUGUGCCAGUAUUGUCAUGUGGAUGCUACUGAAAACACAGACUCUACUCCUUCACAGUUACGGAAGCACCUAAGAGAAUUUUUCGUACCAAAGUUUUACUGUUUUAUAGUGUUGAUAUAACUAAUAAUUUCUUAUCAACCCGAAUUUACAUUGUAUGAUGAAAAAUGAGUGGGCUUAUUUUGUUCCAAAUGUCCGAAGCCUUAAACCACAACUGUGUGGUCUUAUAGUACGUAAUUCUUUCCAAGAAGUUUAUUAUUUUGAAUUACUGUAACAUUUAAACAAGAUACUUUUGUUUCGCAGACAUUUUGAAAAAGUCAUAAAUUACUUCUUGAAGGUUGCAUAAGUUGGCAGUUCAGAAUUCUGGGAGCCAUUCUACUUCUUCCUUUUUCUCCAAGGCGUGUGUUGCUAGGUGAUUUUUGACGCAAACGUCCUGCAUGCCAUUUCGAACACUUGCCCCUUCUAGUAUUCAUAAUCUACAUUGGCAUUAUGUUAGCAUUGUUACGUAUUUCUCUAACAGGGCUGCUGAUUAAGUGAACUGUUCAUUUUUUUUUUUUUUUUUGCAGUCAGCCUGUUCAAUUUUGCCGUUGGCACAUGUUAACUUAAAUGUUCAUCAGUUAAAUACAACUUGUCACUUGAUAUAAACUCAAAGUUUGUGUUGUUUGUUACUGUUUAUUAAUAAAGCCCCAUAAAAGUUUAUCCACAAAAGUAGUAAAGGGACUGUACAGCUAGGCUCUGAACAGAAUGCAUCAUCAGUGGCUAUCAUACGUGGUGCGUUUAGUAGAGAUAAGCGUAAUGUAAUGACAUAACUAAAAAAUUUUUUGGAAGUUUGCAUUAUAUUAUUAAAUGGAUACGUUUUAUGAUGCUGCUUUAAUAAGAGCACUUAAAGAAUACAACUAAAGUUUAAAUUUUCAAUGUAUGAUAUAUAUUUUUUUACUAAACUAAAUUAGAAUUACAUGAAUUUAAGUCUUAAAUUUUGUUUUCGAACACAAUAAUUAAUAAAAUUUUACUCUUUUUAGCAUGUAAGAACAUAGGCCUAAUGUAGUUUUUUAAAUAUUUUUUAAUCCAUCAGAUAGCUUUAAGAGUUAAAUGGAGAUAGUUGUAACUGGAAAGUGGAAUGUUAGGAUCAGUAUGUUCAGGAGUUUGCGUGUGUGUGUGUGAGGUUUCUUUGUCAAGAAUAGUGACACUAACUGUGAUCUACAUGUGAUAACAUGAGGAAAUUGACUGAAACCUUUUUCUCAUGACUUUAAUGUGGUGCUGUAGAUUUUGAGUUUCACUGUUUAGUAAUAUAAGUUAAAAAUUUGAUGUGCAUGAUAUACUGAAUUAUGGCACUAGUUAUUGCAUUGACAUUCUUUACAAUAAUUAUUAUGCAGUUGCCUUUGUAGUGUGCUUUGUCAUUGUUAUGAGCGAUAUUGCAUAUCAGUUUUAAUCUAUUGUAAAAAAAACCUGCUGUGUUUAUGAAAUCAACAAAAUGUAUUUUACACUUUAAAAAAAGUGAACAAUUUAAAAAAUUUUAAUUUUAUUUUUCAGACACAUCA